UGUCUUCUCUAUGGUGAAUAUUAUUUUCUGAGUACUUUGUUUUGAUCCGUGGUUUAACCCAUUGAAAAUACACAAUAUUUCGGAUUUACCUUCUUGUUAAGAUAUGGCAGGACAAGACGAUAGUAGAACUAGUGAUGAUGAAACUGUGCCCAAGAAAGAGACAGAUCCGGUAGACGAAAAUGACGGCACUAUUGCCGAAGAAUAUGUCACACUGGAUUCUAAAUUGGAUGAACUGAACAUUGCCCUUGACUUUUUGGAACAGAAGAAUGAUGAUAUUCACAAAAAACUAAAAGAGUUACUGGAGUCCAACAGAGCCAUCAGGGAAGAGCUGAAGAAUGAGGGUGCCGGUGACGGAGACACACAGAGCAGCAGCAACUAGAUAAUAUAUUUUAUUUCGUUUAAAUCUUCUAGAACACUGUGAUACUGAAAUGUAAUCAAUCAAGAGCUAUAAUAUAAUAUUUUGUUGAUUUUCUGUUAUAAAUAGCUAGUUCCCAAAAGACAUUUUAAAACUUAUUAAUUAUUAAAUGAAUUCAGAUUGUAUAUUGUUUAACAAUCUAAAUAUUCUAAGUUUUUGGUUUCUUGCAAUAGCCUAAAGCCUUUUGGGUACUACCUAUUCAUUUAGAGAAAUUUAGUUUCAAUGUUUACUAUGAUUAUUGUAACCAA
This is a messenger RNA of Plutella xylostella (diamondback moth), 663 nucleotides long. RefSeq names its product bublin coiled-coil protein. Lineage: Eukaryota; Metazoa; Arthropoda; Insecta; Lepidoptera; Plutellidae. The record is from RefSeq and is a predicted model, not a curated record.